Molecule: messenger RNA, 1395 nt
Organism: Colletotrichum abscissum
Lineage: Eukaryota; Fungi; Ascomycota; Sordariomycetes; Glomerellales; Glomerellaceae
Product: PCI domain-containing protein
Exons: 2
Coding region: 1-1395 (464 amino acids)
Biological process (GO): cytoplasmic translational initiation
Cellular component (GO): cytoplasm; eukaryotic translation initiation factor 3 complex
Molecular function (GO): translation initiation factor activity
Source: RefSeq, a predicted model, not a curated record
AUGGCGGCGGGAGCGAAGCAACAACAGGCGCAGCCGCAGCUGCUGUUCGUCGAUGGUUCCUUCCAGGAGCUGGCCCGCGAGAUGGCCGAGUACCUCCACAUCGCCGACGAGAUUAAGCCCCUUGUCGAGAACGAGGCCAAGAAGGAGGAGGUCCUGAGCAAGCUGGUGGCUAAGUCGGCGGCGCUGUCUUCGGUGCCCGAGAAGGAGUUCACGGCCGCCUCGAACCUGAUGGUCCACCUCGUCCUGCAGUCCGAGGAGCCCAAGAAGCACCUGCCCACCCUGUGCAGCGCCUUCAGCAAGCCCAUCGCCUCGAGCCCCGUCAACGGCGUCGGCCUGAGCCUCAACGCCCUCAGCACCGUCUUCAACCUCAUCGCGCCCGAGAACCCGAUCCGCUUCAACGUCUUCAUGGCCAUCCUGCGCUUCCUCAAGUCUCACGCCAUGUACGAUGCCGUCCAGCCCUACCUGAAGCACCUCCCCAGCUGGUUCGAGGAGUGGGCCACCGGCGAGGAGUUUCAGAGACAGAUGUACGAGGAGAUUGCCGAGGUUGCCAAGGAAGCUGGCAAGGAAGAGGAAAGCUACGAGUACAUUCUCAAGGCCCUGCGCACCUUUGACGCCGAUGACAAGGAGGAGAUUGGCUCCGAGGACGCCCAGAGGCUAUCCCUCCGCGCGGUCCGCGACGCCCUCCUGUCCAACACACACUACCUCUUCACGGACAUCCGCAGCAUACCCUCGGUCCAGAACCUCUCCGAAACCCACCCCAUCUACUCCCAGCUCCUCGACGUCUUCGCCGAGCAGGACCUCGAGGACUACAACGACUUCAACGACGAGCACUCUGGCUUCGUCGAGAAGGAGGACCUCGACCACGACAAGCUCCACCGCAAGAUCCGCCUCCUGACCUUCGCCUCCCUCGCCGCCCAGACGACCUCGCGCCGCAUCGAGUACGCCGCCGUCGCAAAGGCCCUCCAGGUCCCCGCCGAGGAGGUCGAGAUGUGGGCCAUUGACGUGAUCCGCGCCGGCCUCGUCGAGGGCAAGCUCUCCCAGCAGGACCAGGUCUUCCUCGUCCAUAAGGUCACCUACCGCGUCUUUGGCACGCGGCAAUGGCAGGAGCUCGCCACCCGUCUUGACUCGUGGAAGGGCACGUUCACGAACCUGCACGACGUCAUCCGCAAGGAGCAGGCCAACGCCAAGGCGCAGAAGGAGCGCGAGGCGCAGGAGGCGGAGCGCAAGCAGCAGGGCGGCGGCGAGGGCGGUCGCGAGGGCGGCCGUCAGCAGAGGGGCCAGGGACGUCGCGAUAACAACCAGCAGCGCGAGCCCAGAGAGCCAAGGGAACCCCGUGAGCCUAGGGAGCCCAGAGAGCCGCGCGAGCCCAAGGAGCGGACGGAGGAUGACGACUAA